UCAUUUCAUUUGUUUCUUAUUUCAUUUAAUUUAAUAAUUCCAUUUAAUGACCAGUAUAUGAGGAAUGACUAAUUGACAAGAUGCCCAACGCCACUACUAACAAUGGCAACGCCAACUCCUGCGUCGAGACGCCCACGGCGCCGGAAUGGCUGUCUAAGCUGGAAAGCCGACGCGAAAUGUUGAAACGUUCGAAACUUGGCCACGAGUCAGGAGCCGGCGCUCCUUGUGGCGAGUGCCUGGACAAGUGUCCUGGGCUGGAUCUGCACUUCUGGCGCAAAGUUUGUCGUAACUGCAUGUGCCGGAAAGACCAGCACAUGUGCACGGACGAUGAUGCCACAGGCUGGGCACAGUUCGAGAUUCUGGGCCAGAUACGAGCCAAGCCAGCAUACAUCAAGAUUAAGGCCCUGGCCAGCCAGCCCGUCCAGGUGGAAUGGGUACCACCAAAUGCCGCGCCGGACGUGAUCUCGGAUUACAUGGAAAAAUUGGGCGCAGCUCAAAUUCCUGUUGCUGGCAGCGACGCUGCACACAAGCGCAAGCAGCAACUGGAGUUCCAGGUGCCGCCCCAUGAUCUGGACGCUGCGCUCUGCGACAAUCUCACGGAGACAGAGGCCCAGCAGCUGCAGCAGUACGUCCAGAAGCUGCGCGACCAAUGCGUGGGCCAGGGCAUCGUUGUUCGAGUAGGCCGUCUUACCCAUGCUCAAGUGGAGCACAUUGUGCCGCCCCAGCUGCCGGCUGCACCAACGCCAGUCGUGCCCGAGGCCGCGCGCAAGGUGUUCCACUCCUUGGGAAUAACGCCCGUUGCGGAUGCCACUCUAAACGAACUGUUAGCCAAUCCAAAGUUGGCCAAUGCCCUAUCCCUGCAAGGAGCACAUCCCCAGCCGAAGCUGCUAGUGGCCUUCUCGGAGCCCUUGAGCGAUUCCACCACGGAAUUCGAUGCACAUCCCGCUCUGAGAGCCGAAACGAAAGUAAAACUGUUGGGCAUCAGCAAGCCCUCCAUGCAGAGCCUCGUCACGCAUGGCGUCAUCUACGAUAAGCUAUUGGGAUCGUUGAAGGAAAAGAACCUUAAUAUUUCACGGGAUGCUCGCCUUGGGCCAAUCUCUGAGUUCCGCAAGGAGUAUGUGAGCAAUCCGCAGUUCAGAGCGGAGAUCAACACGGUGUGUCCUGCGCCUGUUAUGAGCACAACACCACUCAAAUCGUCGCCAGCUACGCCGUUCCACUCGCCACUGCCGCUUAAAAAUCCGGUUGCCGCUCGCUUUGGCGCUCAAAUGCGUCAGGACACGCCCAUGCGCCGUGUCAAAUUUGGAGGCGUGUCCACCAUUGUGUACGAUUGUGGUCUGCCCGCCCACAUUGACUACGACCGGGACCCAGUGUUUGCGCAAAUCGUACAGGCGGAGCCUUUGAAGCAGGCUCUACAGGAGGUGCGCUCCGGACGACCUGCUGCUCCAGUUGUCAUUGCAUCAACACCAGUGCCCACGGCUAAUCUUCAUCAGCUCCAUGGCCUGGCGCCUGCCACCAAGGCGCAGCUGCAAACCGUGGGCGUGGACAAGCACAUGCUCCACUCGGCCGUGGCCAAUGCGCCCUACUACAAUCGCCUGUUCCAAACGCUGCAGGAGAAGGGCAUUCGCCACGAUCAAUGCCAGCUGCUGGAGCCGCUCAAGCAGGUACACGAUUGGCUGCUGAACGAUGAGCAGCUGCUGGACGACAUCGACAAGCUCUUCGCAGACAUGGCCAACGCAGCCAGUGCAGGCGGCGACAUCAGUUAUGGCAAUGAGAUGCUUACCAACUCCGCCAGUCACGACUCGGGUUUCUGCUCGAAGCCUUCGACGCCUGGACAUGCGGGCGAGGACCUCAACGCCAGCUUGGGCAAGUUUGCAAGCAUCCCAGGCAUUGAGCACAUGAAUAUGUAUCCCAACUGUGCCGCCAUGUCGGAACAGUUCCAACAGCUACACGUGGGCGACGCAAGCGCACCAGGUGAUGCCGCAGCUACAGGCGCACUCGCUGUAUCGAAUAUCAAAUGCCGUGAUUGCGGCCUGGCCAUUGAGUUCGGCGAGGUGGCCGUCAAGGCGGAGCGAGCGGGCAAGGAGAUCGCUUGGCAUCCGGGCUGCUUCAAGUGUCAGACGUGCCGCGAGCUGCUGGCGGACUUGGUGUACUUCUUCCACCACGGCCAGGUCUACUGUGGACGCGACUUGGCCAUCAAGCUGAAGAUACCCCGCUGCAAGGCCUGCGACGAGCUGAUCUUCACCAAGGAAUAUACCGCCGCCGAGGGCGCCACGUAUCACAUCAAGCACUUCUGCUGCCUGCAGUGCGACGAGCCGCUGGCUGGCCAGCAGUAUAUACCCGAUGAGAAGUCCAACAUGCCGCUAUGUCUGGACUGCUAUGACAAGUUCUACGCCGGCACUUGCAAGCGCUGCCAGUUGCCCAUUGGGCCGGCCGAUCAGGGCGUUUCCUGGGGCGACAUCCACUGGCAUGGACCGUGCUUCGUCUGUGCCGGGUCUCAAUGCGCCAAGUCCUUGAUUGGUGGUCGCUUCUGUGUCAAGCAGGACAUGCCCUUCUGCAGUCCGGCCUGUGUGCGCAGCAUUAUUCCAGCCUAAAUCUCAGGCAACUAACAAUCCAAACAGUAUUUCAAUAAUACGCACAAACAAUUCUUCAGAUAUAUACAUAUAUGUAUGUAUAUCUAUGUAGUAUUUCCACAAGCCAUGCAACAAUGCACAAUUACGAGGUUGAAUUAAUCCUGCUAUAUUUAACUAAAGUGCCUAGCCUAUACGCCUAUAUAGUAUGAUGAUCUACCAAUAUACAUAUAUUUAUAUACGUAGCUCAUACUCGAUUUAAAGCCGUGCCAAUUUAUGGAAAACAUUUACACGCUCGCCUUUGAGUAUAUAUAUUCAUAUAUUUAUAUGAAAGUGUCUAUUUAUACAUCUAAAGUAUUAUCUAUACACCUUUUUUACAACAUUUUAUAAAGCACUUUACACAAAAAAGUUUUGAAAUAAAAU
Messenger RNA from Drosophila navojoa, 2990 nucleotides. RefSeq names its product testin LIM domain protein (gene Tes). Gene Ontology annotation, molecular function: zinc ion binding. Lineage: Eukaryota; Metazoa; Arthropoda; Insecta; Diptera; Drosophilidae. The record is from RefSeq and is a predicted model, not a curated record.